Molecule: messenger RNA, 1996 nt
Organism: Mobula hypostoma (lesser devil ray)
Lineage: Eukaryota; Metazoa; Chordata; Chondrichthyes; Myliobatiformes; Myliobatidae
Product: E3 ubiquitin-protein ligase RNF19B-like
Exons: 3
Coding region: 1-708 (235 amino acids)
Biological process (GO): ubiquitin-dependent protein catabolic process; positive regulation of proteasomal ubiquitin-dependent protein catabolic process; protein polyubiquitination
Cellular component (GO): cytoplasm; ubiquitin ligase complex
Molecular function (GO): zinc ion binding; ubiquitin conjugating enzyme binding; ubiquitin protein ligase activity
Source: RefSeq, a predicted model, not a curated record
AUGGAGGAGGAACGUUGCCCCGAUGUCAAUGGGGGGAAAACGACGGCUUUGCCUCCGGUUUUGGAGCGAAACCAGCUUCCUGGCGAGUUGCCAGCGGCCGCAGCUGGGAGCUACGCAGUAAGCAGCCGCCGACAAACUCAGUCCAAACUGGCAGGUCUUCGCUCCUUCCCGUGCACCAGAUGCAAUGGGAGCCGUGUUCCGUGGCAAACGCUGCGCCACCUAGUGGCCUUCACACAGCAGGAGCUGAGUUCCGCUGAGGAGAGCCUCCGCCACAAUUGCAGGAACCACCCCAACGAGCUGAGAAAGUGCCCGCAGUGUGCCCAGCUGGUACAGAGAAGCAGUAGCGAGGUCCUGUGUGUUGAGUGCCCUCGGUGCCCGGGAUGGAGUGAGAAGGAUUUCCGGUUCUGUUGGAAUUGUGGUCGGGAGUGGGAGGGCUCGCUCACGCCGGGGGUGACCUGCCCCCACUCCGACUGCUCCUCACUGGUGGUCCUGAGCUCGUGCAAGUCCAUCGAGCGUCUGAACAGCAAGGUUCAUGGGUGCCCGAGCGUGCGGCCGUGCCCGAGGUGUAAGCUGCUCAUGGCCCACCAGGGCGGCUGCAACUACAUGAUUUGCCCCAGCUGCAAGCAUCACUUCUGUUAUCGGUGCCUCCAGCCCAUUGGAUCCUUCCAUUACACCUGCCCCAUUCUGCCGAACCCCAGUGUCCGAUAACUCUCCGAACGCUGCAGAGGCAACUACACGGUGUCCGUGAGACCAUAGGACGUAGAGGCUUAAUCAGGUCAAUCUUCUCCUUCAUUAAUCAUGGCUGAUUUAUUUGUCUGCAGUCUCACUCUCCUGCCUUCUGCCCGUAACAUCUGAUGCCCUGACUAAUCAAGAACUUAUCAACCUGCUCUUUAGGUACACCCAAUGAAUUGACCUGCACAGCCGUCUGUGGCAAUGUGUUCCACAGAUUCACCACCCUCUGGCCAAAGAAAUUCCUCCCCAUCUGUUCUAAAGGGACAUUUUUCUAUCCUGAGGCUGUGCCCUCUGGUCCUAGAUUCCCCCAUUAUAGGAAACAUCCUCUGCACAUCCACUCUAUCUUGGACUUCCAGUAUUCAAUGAAGUACCCCGCAUUCGUCUAAACUCCAGUGAGUACAGGCCCAAAGCCAUCAAAUACUCCUCAUACGUUAACCCUUCCAUUCCUGGCGUCAUUCUUGUUAACCUCCUCAGGGCUGUCUCCAAUUCCUGCACCUCCUUUCUUAGAUUACAGGCCCAAAACCUCAUUUUAAACACUCGCGCCUGUCGGUCCAAGUUCGGGUUCUCGUUCAAUGAUGUGCCCCUUCGUGUUUGCUCCUCUGCUGGGGUUUCACCCCUCGUUUUGUCAGUUGUUGCCGCUUGUAGACGCGGGAACCAGGCUGAAGAGAACGACAACAGCUGGCCAUGCACCUUUAAGCGAUGUUGGUCGGCUGACACCUCCCUUUUAAUGUGAUCAUCUGCCGCUGUCAACUCGGGAGUGGCAGCAGCAGUUAUUGGGGGCGGUGGGGUGGGGAGGGAAUCAGACCCUGGCCUGUGAACCGGCCAAAACUCUGCUGCAGUCCUCAGUUCUGUGAAAUCUCACUCCACAGGAGACUGCUUGGCCCAUCAAGCCUAUGCUGUGUCUGUAAACAAACUUUCCAGUCAGUCUCUCCCUCCUAACAUCCCGACCCCCUCCAUUCUCCAUUUCCAGUGUCCCCCCCUGCCCAGUUUGCUCUGGAAAACUCUGUUUAAUCCGCUCCCCCUCCCUUCCAGGCAUCCCCUACCACAAACAACAACUCACCUGCUCUUCCCUCUGGUUCUUCUACCGACGCCCUUCCCUCCAUCUCCUUUGGGCACCCACCCUCCUGCCCCGGGAACAGACCCCUCAGUGCUGGUUCCCGCUACCCUGGGGAGAUGUCUGUGGGGUGCUGCCUAAAGGCCAAUGGUGAAUCUGUACAACACAAGAAAAGGGAAAUAAAGAUGGUAUUUGAAUAAAACCAAUCUC